Molecule: messenger RNA, 855 nt
Organism: Daucus carota subsp. sativus
Lineage: Eukaryota; Viridiplantae; Streptophyta; Magnoliopsida; Apiales; Apiaceae
Exons: 5
Coding region: 1-855 (284 amino acids)
Source: RefSeq, a predicted model, not a curated record
AUGACUCAGAAACAGCUUAAACACAAGCUUAAAGAAGUAAAGUCUGAUGACAAAAACAAGGAGCCUAGGAAGAACAGAAUUGGCAAGAUUGGAAUAGACAAGAGUAAUAACUACAUGCCUACAAAGUCUGAUAUACCAGUAAACUCUGACGCUCCAAACUCUGAUGUCCCAGUAAACACUGAAGCUGCUUCUCCUCCAAAGCAGAAGAAAAGAAGAAGGCUUGUUGCAGCAUAUGACUUUGAUGAUCUUGAACCUGCACAAGAUGUAAACUCUGAACCUACACCUACAACAACCAAUGAACCUGCUCAGUCUAGUCCUCAACAAAAACCAGCUAGAUUCAAAAGAAGGGCACACAAGCCAAAGAGAGCCAAGAUUCCAGAAUCUGAAAUUACUGAUUUCACUAUCCAAGAAGAGCAAACACCAUCAAGCCCAAUUCCUGUUGAUCCUUCUCAAGCUCUGAUGGUGGAACCUCUUCAAGCUGUUCCUAUCACUGAUGCCACACCAUUAUCUCCUACAACAUCUCCUAAAGCAACUUCUACAGCAUCUGCAUCUGAAGCUCCAGAAAAAUCUGCUCAGGAUAAUGUGGAGAAAGUUGCAGAUCCUGUUCCUGCAGAUGAAAAAGCAAACUCUGAUACUGAGGAUGAUACCAGUUCAGAUACUGACAAGGAUGAAAAUGCUGAAACAUCUAAAUCCAUUGAUAGUCUAAGAACAGAGGUGGCAAAGGUCAAGGAGACAAAUGACCUGGAAAAGAAGAGGACCAUCAAUCCUAUGAAAGAGAAUGUACAAAAGCUGAUUAAACAUGUCAUUCUUGAAUUAUCUGGUUCUAUGAGAACACCUAUAAGAACAUCUAUUUGA